Malaclemys terrapin pileata is the source of this 1047-nucleotide messenger RNA. Its product is annotated as lysozyme C-like. The record is from RefSeq and is a predicted model, not a curated record. Lineage: Eukaryota; Metazoa; Chordata; Testudines; Emydidae. Gene Ontology annotation, biological process: defense response to Gram-positive bacterium; defense response to Gram-negative bacterium. The transcript has 4 exons. Gene Ontology annotation, molecular function: lysozyme activity. Bases 33 to 479 code for a protein of 148 amino acids.
GUGCCCAGUCAGCUGCCCCUCGCCCUGCGGAGAUGAAGGCUCUUGCGCUGUUCGCCCUGCUGGCCUGCCUGGUGCCGGGUCGCCUGGGCAUGUACUACGGCCGCUGCCAACUCGCCCAGACGCUGCAGCAGCUGGGCCUGGACGGCUACAUGGGCUACAGCCUGGCCAACUGGGUCUGCAUGGCCGCGCACGAGAGCAGCUACAACACCCAGGCCACCAACUACAACAGCUGGGACGGCAGCACCGACUUCGGCAUCUUUCAGAUCAACAGCCGGUACUGGUGCCAGAACGGCGACGAGUACAGCUCCAACAUCUGUCAAAUUCCCUGCAGCGACUUACUGAGCAACAAUCUCUCAGCGGACGUUGAAUGUGCUAAGAUCAUUGCCCAGGACUCCAACGGCAUGAGUGCCUGGGUGGCCUGGACGUCGUAUUGCCAAGGCCAGGAUCUGUGGCAGUACGUAGAAGGAUGCGGCGUGUGAGAGCGGCCCUGGGAUCGGGCUCCGUCCCGCCCCGAGUUCUCCGGGCCCUGGCUCGUUGCCUUUCCCCAGAGCUUUCCAAACACAAUCACCCCCCGAAUCCAAGACCCGGCGCCCCACUGCUCAGCCUCCUCGGCCAGCGCAACAGGGGAAAUGGGGGUAGUGGGAUAGAGUGGGGGGAGGGGGGAGAGGGCUGGGAACCAGGACUCUGGGAGGGGAGUGGGGUGUAGGGGGUUAGAGCAGGGGGGCUGGGAGCCAGGACUCCUGGGUUCUCUCCCUGUCUCUGGGAGGGGAGUGGGAUCUAGUGGGUUAGAGCAAGGGGGCUGGGGCCAGAACUCCUGGGUUCUCUUCCCGGCUCCUCUCGGUCAGUGGAGUGAGUAUAAUCUAGCCCCUUCACACAGAUUUGGGGAGAUGGUAGAACUAGUCCUGGGGUAUGAACUAGUGGGAGGUUUUCAGGUGGGCGCAGCGUGGGAGCGCAGAGGGUGCCCUCUCCUCAUGGGUUGAUUUUCCAGUUGAUUUGAUUGUGAUACUUCGGGUUCUUUUCCUAUUAAAGUAGAUUCCUCAGCCUCAA